Molecule: messenger RNA, 357 nt
Organism: Anarrhichthys ocellatus (wolf-eel)
Lineage: Eukaryota; Metazoa; Chordata; Actinopteri; Perciformes; Anarhichadidae
Gene: spmip2
Product: sperm microtubule inner protein 2
Exons: 3
Coding region: 1-357 (118 amino acids)
Source: RefSeq, a predicted model, not a curated record
AUGAUGCGUAACAGUGAAGCAGCUGCAGGAGGGACACAGCAUGGACAACGGAUGAUCUUUACAGGCCCAGAUGGAAUUGGAGACUACAGGCCGAGAUCAAAUUAUUUCCCCCGGUACAUCGGCGCGGGCGCCUCAUCACCUGGGGCCACAGGUGACCUCAGCUACUUGUGCCAAGCUGCACCACACGCCCCUCCUCCUCUGCCCAAGCAGAGCUACGUGGGGGAGGUUGGCUGGGGCUGGCAGUACAACCAGCUGUUGAACAGUGGGACGCUGCUCAGCAACAUGCAAAUUAAGAAAACUGAGGUCCGGACAGCGCUGGAGGACAGAGUGACUCACAGGUUCCAGAGCGACCAGUAA